Messenger RNA from Aspergillus affinis, 912 nucleotides. Its product is annotated as transcription factor with C2H2 and Zn(2)-Cys(6) DNA binding domain. Gene Ontology annotation, molecular function: RNA polymerase II cis-regulatory region sequence-specific DNA binding; zinc ion binding; DNA-binding transcription factor activity, RNA polymerase II-specific. The record is from RefSeq and is a predicted model, not a curated record. NCBI's taxonomy places the organism in Eukaryota, Fungi, Ascomycota, Eurotiomycetes, Eurotiales, Aspergillaceae. Gene Ontology annotation, cellular component: chromatin. The coding region runs from base 1 to 912 and encodes 303 amino acids. The transcript has 5 exons. Gene Ontology annotation, biological process: DNA-templated transcription; regulation of transcription by RNA polymerase II.
AUGCAGCUACCUACGCAAGGAGCACCUUCGCCGACACGAAGCGCAGCAUCGAGGCGAACGGUCCUCAUGUCCGGUCUGCAACCGCGAGUUUUCUCGAAGCGAUACUCUGCGCCGCCACAUUCGACAAGACCACGCAGAGCAGGAACAAAACCACAUCGUCCGCUCUGCGCAAGCCUGUCGACCGUGUCGGGGGGCGAAAAUUGUUCGUUCGACAAUAAUCGACCUGGCUCGAAAGACAAGGACGGGGACGAUGAAUCGCAACCGAGGACGGAGCCAGCGCAGUCAUCGAUUCUCGACCGACUUGGCGGCCCAGUCGAUAUACAACAACAUGUGCGCAUCUACUUCGCGAAUUUCCACCCCGAAUGGCCAUUCUUGCAUCGAGCGACCUUCAGCGUAGAGCAUGAGCCUGCCUUGCUGUUGUACUCGGUCGUCAUGAUCGGGCUGUGGGCUAGUGGCGAGGAUGCCAAUCGGCAGAUGGCGCUGGAUUUGCAUCGAUGGCUGGGGACGUGUAUAAGGGAACAACAAACAACAUGGGAAUACCUCCCCAAUCAAUCUGACACACUUUCCUCAGCCUGGCCAAUAGCCACAUACCAGGGCAUUCUCCUCUACCUCAUCUUCUCCCUCAUAAUAGCACCGCAGCAAGCCCGCCCACUUACCCUCAGGAUCCCACUCUUCACACCAGAUUAUCAAAUCCUAACUGCCCUCAUGGAAGAGGACCGUGCCAAGCUGCUACGAUUAUCUGAUUUGCAGUUUCCGGAGCCGAAUAGUAACCAUCUAUGGGAGGCGAGAUCAAAUCCAGAGCUUUCGUACUUGCUGGAGGGAAUUAGGAGGGAUGCGGAUCCAGGGAGGAGUCAAUCUAGGAGGUGGAUAUCUGAGUGCGAGGAGCUGCUUGGAGGCUGGGGAUUGGAGUGA